Messenger RNA from Sodiomyces alkalinus F11, 984 nucleotides. Its product is annotated as ubiquitin-conjugating enzyme variant MMS2. Lineage: Eukaryota; Fungi; Ascomycota; Sordariomycetes; Glomerellales; Plectosphaerellaceae. The coding region runs from base 229 to 657 and encodes 142 amino acids. The record is from RefSeq and is a predicted model, not a curated record. The transcript has 3 exons. Gene Ontology annotation, biological process: DNA damage tolerance; protein K63-linked ubiquitination. Gene Ontology annotation, cellular component: nucleus.
CCAACUAUCAGCUUAGCCACAGUCUUCAAUAUCACUUUAUCUAUUGUCUCUCUGUCUGCCCCUCCAACCACCACACCCAAGAAGUGAACCUCCAUAUCUUCCAUUUCUUCUUCGACAACACUCUAUAAUAUCCUCACCGACCAUCAUACUUCAAAUCACACUCGCUUCUUUUUGGCCAGAUACGCGAAAAUAGUAUACCAAAAUUACGAAUAUACCGAAAACGACAUCAUGGGCGCCAAGGUACCGCGGAAUUUCCGGCUCCUUGAGGAGCUCGAGAAGGGUGAAAAGGGUCUUGGAGCAGAGGCGUGCUCGUAUGGGUUGAACGAUGCCGAAGAUCUUCUCAUGUCCGACUGGAACGGUACCAUUCUCGGACCUCCUCACAGUGUUCACGAGAACCGCAUCUACUCGGUCAAGAUGCACUGCGGCCCCGAAUACCCCGACAAGCCCCCCGCCAUCCAGUUCGUCAGCCAGGUCAACCUGCCCUGCGUCAACCCCACCAACGGCAAGGUGGACCCGAAGCAGCUCCCGUGCCUGGCGCAGUGGAAGCGGGACUACACCAUGGAGACGGCCCUCAUAGAGCUGAGGCGGUACAUGGCUGCCCCCUCGAACAAGAAGAUUCCCCAGCCGCCCGAGGGCAGCGUAUACGAGAACGUGUAGGCCAGGUCGUAUUGGCCGGUUCGGUGUCAGGUCUGAUGAUGCUUCCCGAGCCUGGGCCGUGGAGUACUAGAAGUGGGAAGUGGUGGGUGUGACAUCUAUUGCCCCGUGGGGGGCAUGCGAGGAAAGACAAUGGACACGGUAGGGAUGGGAUUUGGUCUGUUAGCGUAUUCUUUUUGAUCUCCGUCUCCUGUCUUUUCUUCUUCUUCUUCUUCUUCUUCUAUCAUCUCGGGGUCAUGAAACAAUGUUACGCAUGGUGUCCGUUCUUUUGGUGCAGCGCCGAGUGUUGUAUGUGACUGUCGUGACUUCAUUGUCCCCAUGCCUGGCCAC